CACCCUGUUACUUCGACAGCCUGCACGAUGCUCUCCCGCGUCUCCAAGGGCCUGGCGCGGCCCGGCUCGCGCCUGUUGAGCGGCGCGGCAGGCAGCGAGAAGCUGGCGAUGGUCGGCAGCGGCAACUUCGGCUCCGCGCUCGUGCGCAUCCUCGGCCAGAACGCACUGCGCCACGACAUCUUUGACAAUGAGGUCAAGCUGUACGUGUACGAGGAGAUGAUUGAUGGCAAGCCGCUCACCGAGAUUAUUAACGAGACCAACGAGAACGUCAAGUACCUCAAGGGGGCCAAGUUCACGCCGAACGUGAAGGCGGUGCCCGACCUGGCCGAGGCGGUCAAGGGCGCGACGAUGGUCUGCUUCUGCCUGCCGCACCAGUUCCUCAAGCCGCUCAUGCCCACCAUCAAGGAGUCGGUGGCGCCGGGCGCAAAGGUGCUGUCCGCGAUCAAGGGCAUCGACUUUGACGACAAUGGCGUGGUACUCAUCUCUGAUCUGCUGCGCCAGGGCCUCAACGCGGACUGCUCGGUGCUGAUGGGCGCGAACGUGGCCAACGACAUGGCGUCGGACCAGUUCUGCGAGACGACCAUCGGCUACAAGGACGCAAAGAACGGCGAGCUCUUCAAGCUCGCGUUCGACGCCCCCGCCCUCAAGGUUGGGACAGUCCCUGACACGGU
Molecule: messenger RNA, 671 nt
Organism: Emiliania huxleyi CCMP1516
Lineage: Eukaryota; Haptophyta; Isochrysidales; Noelaerhabdaceae
Exons: 5
Biological process (GO): glycerol-3-phosphate catabolic process
Cellular component (GO): cytosol; glycerol-3-phosphate dehydrogenase (FAD) complex
Molecular function (GO): glycerol-3-phosphate dehydrogenase [NAD(P)+] activity; NAD binding
Source: RefSeq, a predicted model, not a curated record